Messenger RNA from Parus major (Great Tit), 1309 nucleotides. RefSeq names its product CD209 antigen-like protein E. The transcript has 9 exons. Lineage: Eukaryota; Metazoa; Chordata; Aves; Passeriformes; Paridae. The coding region runs from base 95 to 1039 and encodes 314 amino acids. The record is from RefSeq and is a predicted model, not a curated record.
UCCAGCUGUUUUCUCCCCAAAUCCCCGGGGGAGGCGGCGGUUUGGGGCGGACCCGUGGCCGAGGAGGAGCCGGGGGAGGAUUUGGGGUCCCCAAAUGGCCCAGCAGGAGACCUACGGCAACUGGCUGGGCCCCAAGCGCCUGCUGCGGCAGCCAGCGAUUUACUCCGUGCCCGGGAAGAUGUCCCCGGUGGGAAACUUCAGACCAGCGUCUCCCGACAGCUUCGAGGACGAUUACGACGACGUCUCCGUGGUGGGCUCGGAUCAGGCCCCCCCUGCCAAAGACGUUUACCUCCUGGCGGGGCCUCCGGGCUCUUCCCGGGCUCCGUCCCCGAAGGAUCCGGAGGAUUUCAGCCCCAGUUCCCGGCACUCGGACCCAAAAUCCCGGGAUUUGGCCCCAAAAUCCGGGAAUUCCGCCCUGGUGGCCGUCCUGGCCCUGCUGGUGGCCCUGAGCGCCCUGGCCUGGGGGGGGCUCCUGGCCGUGGCCAUCGGGAAGCACAAGGAAAUGAGCGCGGAACUGGAGCUCCUGAAGUCGAAUUUGUCGGGGAUUUGGGAUUCUGUCCAGCAGGAGCAGACCCGGCUGCAGUUCGGGAUCCACCAGCACCAGCUGGAGCUGCAGGAACUCACCGAGCUGCUGUGCCAGGCCAGGAGCUCCCGGCGGUGCCAGGCCGGAUGGAAAUCCCAUGGGAACAGCUGCUACUCCUUUUCCCGGGAUUCCCUGAGCUGGGGCAGCGCCCGCAACGCCUGCGGCGACCUCGGAGCGCACCUGGUGGUCGUCAGCUCCGAGGAGGAGCAGGUGUUCCUGCUGGAGAACAGCAACCGCAGCAGCUCCUACUGGCUGGGGGUGACGGACGGGGAGCAGGAGGGGAAGUGGCGCUGGGUCACCGGGGAGGAUCCCGAUUUCAGGUUUUGGGAUGUGUGGCUGGAGGACUCGGAGAGGGAGCUGAAGGAUUGCGGCACCAUCGGCCCCCGGGGGCUCUGGGUCAACGCGCGCUGCUCGGAAUUCCACCGCUGGAUUUGUGAAAAACCCGGGAAUUGCUGAAUUCCUGCCUCUCCACUCCCCUUUUGGGGUGGUUUUUAACAGAUCCCUCAUAAGAAAAAAAAAAAGGAAUUUUUCCUGGAAUUUCGGAGCUCGGAAUCCGGAGGUGCCGCGAUGCCGAGUUUUGCACCUGAAGGAUCCAGAAUGGCCCCAAAAUCCUCCCAAAUCCAUGGAAAAUAACCCAAAUCCCUCCCAAAAAAUCCCAGGAAACCCCAAAUCUGCUCCUCCCACCCCCCCCCAGCUCCCCAAUAAAAUCACUGGUUUGAACAUGAA